Messenger RNA from Trachymyrmex cornetzi, 1859 nucleotides. RefSeq names its product Yippee-like (gene Ypel). The record is from RefSeq and is a predicted model, not a curated record. The transcript is spliced from 6 exons. Bases 744 to 1088 code for a protein of 114 amino acids. Lineage: Eukaryota; Metazoa; Arthropoda; Insecta; Hymenoptera; Formicidae.
AUGUCCGUAAUCGGUAAGCGGGUUUGGGCGCAUGCGCGCGGGUCAUCGUAUGCGCGAUUUCGCCUGCGGACAGCGGACGAACCGAAAUAAAUCGAACGACGCCGAGUCGAUCAGCGGUACGGCGUAAACUGGCGUAAACGAUAAACGGCGUUCGCAGGACGUGCGCGUUUCGCGUUAGUGAUGAUCAAAACGGACCGUCGUCCUCGCCGUGAUCGCUCGUGGCACAGCACGCAGACGAAACAGCCGUGAUCCGCGAUCCGUGUUACGACUGUUACGACUCGCGAGGCAGAGGGAAGAAGAUCGAGAACCCGCGUCGUCGCGCUCCGCCGCAGCGGUCACGGAUGCAUAUGGAGGUAUCAUCGUUAAUGCAAUUUAGAGACGAGCACUAACAAAUUCAUCGCGCAAUUCACGAGGUGCGAUCGAUAUGCUGUCGGCACGAAACGUGUAUUGCAGCGUGCUAUAACAGUGCUUCCCGAACCAAUGUCAAAUCGUUACUGUGUCCCCGAACCGGCGCUGUCUGAACCAGCUCAACAGCUGAUCGGAGCACGAAGCGGCGGUGAACGGGGCUACUAUCGCACCACCACCCCGCGUUUCGGAGAAAUUCACUCUCGUGUCGUCUAGGUAAAAAAUAAAAACAAGUCUCGUAAAUCUCUUGGCGAAGAAAGAGAUCUAUAUUCUUCACCUGACACGAGGAGAAUAGCAGCAAGGGCGAAGUGUGUUUUCGCUCGCUUGGACACGCCAUCAUGGUGAAAACUUUUCAAGCGUAUCUACCUUCCUGUCACCGCACUUACUCGUGCAUUCACUGCCGUGCUCAUCUCGCCAAUCACGACGAACUCAUCUCUAAGUCCUUCCAGGGCAGUCAAGGUCGUGCCUAUCUCUUUAAUUCUGUGGUGAACGUAGGUUGCGGCCCCGCGGAGGAGCGAGUUCUGUUAACUGGGUUGCACGCUGUCGCUGAUAUCUAUUGCGAGUGCUGCAAAACCACCUUAGGAUGGAAAUAUGAGCAUGCGUUUGAGUCAAGUCAGAAAUAUAAGGAAGGAAAAUUUAUAAUCGAACUUGCCCAUAUGAUCAAGGAGAAUGGAUGGGAAUGAAAAGCAGAGGGAAAUAGAAGAAGUUCCCUGUGCCUCUCAUCAAACUUUUCCUGAUGACGCCUACAACGUUGUUCUAAUUGCAAUGUACGGCCCCUCUCUAUUCGAACCACCAACGAAAGUCUGUGAUUUCAUUUGUGAUUUAUAAUCUUAGUAAUCUUCGUUUCGGACAAUUCAAAUACAACAUCGGUUUGCUUCUGAUCAAAUCGAGCAAGCAAAGGUAUCGCGGCGAUCUGUAUUCGUCGGUGGACACAUCACCAAGUAUUGUAAAGAAAUUAUUUUUCAAUGGAAGAAAAAAGUAGAGUAAGAUGACAAUGUCAAGUAAUGGUGGAACAUGACGAUGAAGGUGCCAUGGUGGAAAUAGAAAAGCGAGAUUGCUCGGUACGAGCAGUGGGGUGCCCCCCCUCCCUAAUUUUGAUUCAUUAUCUUUGUAGACAUUGCGUGCAGUCGUGUGUCGACACUGAAUGUGUUAAAAAUUAAACGUGCGGGGCACCCCGACAAUCAGUUUUAUCUGUUUUACGCACCGGAACAGCGGAAGUGCCACAGACUUUGCUGGACUGAUUGCCUGCCUGCCGCGUCUGUCAUUGGAAUUUCACUGCCGAUAUUCCUAAUACUAAUUAAGAAUGCUACGCCGUAUUUAGACGGCGUAGUGGUAGUCCUAGUUUAGCAUACAUUAUAGAAUACUAAAGCCUAUAUUACAUAAUUAUAGGACUUCAUGGAUGUAGAAAAUAGGAAUGAAUAAGAAUAAUGGAGGCAAGAAGAGAGGAAUAGGGG